UGGCUCUGCUUCACUUGCUGUCAUUCUGAUGGCUGGCUGUCUGCGUGCAGAGCAGCUGAUGAAAGAGCUAGCAGGCCUCACUGCAUCGCCGUCUAGUCACGCAUCCGUGUACAACGCCUCUCAGCCCGAUCGCUGGCUGCUGAAACUGCACGCCGCAGGGCACACGCCAUACGCAGGUGAUGAGUUUACCCUGCUGUUCAAGGUUCCUGACAACUACCCAGUUGAGGCUCCUGAAGUUAUGCUCUUUGGAAAUGUGCCCGUGCAUCCGUAUGUGUGUACUAAUGGGCAUAUCUGUCUGAGCAUUCGGUACCAGCACUGAGCCCCUGUGCUGACAGUCGAGACGAUUUGUCUGUCGAUUCUAUCGAUGCUGUCGAGCUGCAGAAGCAGGAACUGCCGAAAAACAACAGCAUCUACAUCGGGCCCGCGGCAAGCUCGCCCAAAGACACAAGGUGGGUGUUU
This is a messenger RNA of Linderina pennispora, 459 nucleotides long. RefSeq names its product UBC-like protein. The coding region runs from base 29 to 319 and encodes 96 amino acids. The record is from RefSeq and is a predicted model, not a curated record. The transcript has 2 exons. NCBI's taxonomy places the organism in Eukaryota, Fungi, Kickxellomycota, Kickxellomycetes, Kickxellales, Kickxellaceae.